Aspergillus novofumigatus IBT 16806 is the source of this 749-nucleotide messenger RNA. RefSeq names its product SDR family NAD(P)-dependent oxidoreductase. Gene Ontology annotation, molecular function: oxidoreductase activity. The record is from RefSeq and is a predicted model, not a curated record. Lineage: Eukaryota; Fungi; Ascomycota; Eurotiomycetes; Eurotiales; Aspergillaceae. The annotation marks the transcript as partial. The transcript has 2 exons.
CGGCUCACAAUUAACUUUUGUUGCGCGUAUAAUGUCGGACCUUACCGCGAAAGUCAUCGCCGUCACCGGUGCUGCCUCAGGCAUCGGCCUGGCAACCGCCAGACUUCUCGCGCAACAGGGGGCCUUCCUCUCGCUGGCCGACAUUAAUGGGUCCCGGCUCAGAGCAGCCGCAGAUGGACUUCGCCAACUCUAUCCCAGUGAGGUGCUGAACACCGUGGACCCCGUUCUUACGACCGUCCUAGAUGUCCGAUCCCCGCAAGCCUGCAACGACUGGAUUCAGAGAACCGUCACUCACUUUAACCAACCUCUAUCCGGAGCUGCAAAUCUGGCCGGCGUCUUUGGCAAGAGUAUUGGGCAGGAGGUCGGGGCAAUACGGAACAUGACAGACCCGGAAGCGGACUUUGUGCUCGAUGUCAACUGUCGGGGAACGUUCAACUGUCUACGAGCGGAGUUGGUGCAUAUGAAGACCGGCACCAGAGGGCGCCAUGGAGGCAGUAUUGUCAACGCGGCGAGUAUAGCGGGGAUUAUGGGCGUCGAACACAAUGGCCCUUAUGUGGCGAGUAAACAUGCGGUGGUGGGAUGGACACGGACGGCGGCCAAGGAAGAGGGCAAGAGGGCCAUCCGCGUCAAUGCGAUUGCUCCUGGAAUCAUUGCCACGCCGAUGAUCAGUCAGAUUGAAGCAGCUGUCGGAACGACAGAGCUGUUUGGAGCAGGAGAUCCGGGAGCAUUGGCCCGAAAAGGCGACGCUG